UUUUGGCCUGCGUAACACAGGACAGAAUAGAUCAUCUCAAGGGGGUUUUUUUUUCCGGCCUUAAAAUCUACCCAGCUGUACUGCACUGAUUCCAAAGCCGUGGGCCACAGAAGGAGCACUUUCUCGCUGUUUCGACUGGAAUACUAUGCAUUACUUUAACCCCUGUUCUCCGCGUAAAGAGCGGCUGCAAUUUCGCUGAAGGAGCCUCGGGUGCUCUGCGCCGAGACCUCCCCGCUCGGCCGCCCUGAGCGGGAUGGCUCGCUCUCUGUAUGAGUGGCUGUGGCAGCACGAGUUCUGGCUGCCCCCAGGAAUCACCUGGGAGGACAUGCAAGAGUCUGAAGACACUCAUUACCCUCAGCCUCGUGAUCUCCUGCUCAGCAUCCCUUUUGCUUUAAUCUUGGUAGUCGUUCGGUGUGCCUUUGAAAGAGCCAUAGCCCUGCCCCUCAGUACCAAAUUGGGUGUGAGAGACAAGCAGAGACCAAAAGCUCAGCCCAACCCUGUGCUGGAAACAUUCUAUAGCACACGGUGCAAGAACCCUAAAGAGGGCGAGCUGCUCAGUUUAGCCAAGCAAUGUGACCUGCCAGUGAGGAAGGUGGAGAAGUGGUUCCGGCACCGGAGGAACAUGGACCGGCCCAGCCUGUCCAAGAAGUUCAGCGAGGCCUGCUGGAGAUUUACAUUUUACAUCAUUUCUUUCUUCACUGGACUCGCUGUGCUGUAUGAUAAGCCUUGGCUUUGGGACCAUAGAGAGUGCUGGACAGGAUAUCCACAACAGCCUCUCCAGCCCUCCCUGUUCUGGUACUACAUGCUGGAGCUCUCCUUCUACUGGUCACUGGUGUUCACUUUGCCCUUUGACGUGAAGAGGAAGGAUUUCAAGGAGCAGAUAGUCCAUCAUGCUGCCACCAUCUUCCUGAUCAGUUUUUCAUACUGUGCCAACUACAUCCGCAUUGGGACACUGGUGAUGGUGAUUCAUGAUGCUUCUGAUUGCUUCCUAGAGCCAACUAAGAUAUUCAAUUACAUGAAGUGGAAAAGAACUUGUGACAGCCUCUUUAUGAUCUUCUCAGCUGUUUUCCUGAUCAGCCGCCUGGUCAUUUACCCCUACACAGUGCUUUAUAACACCUACUAUUACUCCAUGGAGAUAUUCCAACCCUUCUUUGGAUACUACUUUGUGAAUGUUCUCCUGAUGAUUCUGCAGCUGCUCCAUGUCUUCUGGUCCUGCCUGAUUAUUCACAUGGUCUACAAGUUCAUCCUCCAGGGCACGAUGGACAAGGACAUGAGAAGUGACACAGAAGAAAGUGACAAGGAUGAAGAAAGAGAUAAAAUUAGAGAAAAGGAGAAAAAUGGGAUCACGUGUUUCAGCAACGUCACAAGCAAUGGUUACAUCCAGAGGAAUGGAUCUGAGCCCCUGGACAACAGAGCCCACCGUGCCAAUGGCCAUGCCAAGGAAAGAUAGCUGCUGUCCUGUGCUGCUGGCCUGGCCUCCAGCAACCCCAGGCCACCAUCUGUAGAAACAGUUUUGCUCACUGUGUAGAUAAACUGGAGUGCAAUUGCAGUAUUGUAGCUGAAUUCCUGCUUCCCAUAAACCAAAGUGUUUAUAGCCAGUGGAUAUUUGAAGGAAGUUUUUUGUCUUCCUUCAGUAAAAGCUUACUAUAGAUUGUAGCCUCAAAACAGAUAGCAAGGGAUCAAAGUGGUUUGACUUGUAUUAAGACUGUACCAUAAUUGUUGUCAAAUGUGUUAAUCUUGAAAAAUACUUUAAAAAUAAGAAGGUGGAUAAACUCUGGCAGUGUAAAGUUUUACCCACCUAAUGUUUGAUAGGAAUCUGUUUGGCCUGGAUCAGCUUCUGGAGGCCCUGACCUAUUGCCAGUAAUUAUUAUGGCUGACGAGUGACAAAUGUUAUCACUGGGAUACCUCUUCUAAGAAAACAGGUGCCCCGUAUGCACUCACAAAAUUAAAACUGAGUAUA
Messenger RNA from Zonotrichia albicollis (white-throated sparrow), 1960 nucleotides. NCBI's taxonomy places the organism in Eukaryota, Metazoa, Chordata, Aves, Passeriformes, Passerellidae. The record is from RefSeq and is a predicted model, not a curated record.